This is a messenger RNA of Pseudomassariella vexata, 3834 nucleotides long. RefSeq lists its product as uncharacterized. Gene Ontology annotation, molecular function: protein binding. The transcript is spliced from 6 exons. The record is from RefSeq and is a predicted model, not a curated record. The coding region runs from base 133 to 3834 and encodes 1233 amino acids. Lineage: Eukaryota; Fungi; Ascomycota; Sordariomycetes; Amphisphaeriales; Pseudomassariaceae.
GGGACGAAACUUGGGCAUUGCAAAGCACAUCUACAACCCCAAUACAUUUGACACGCCAACCUAGCAACCUGAAUUGUCCAUUUCCUCCCACAAUUAGUAUUCUUCAAUCUUUUAGUCGGAGCAGAUGAGAAUAUGACGCAUCAGUGCAAAACGAUCACCCAAGCCGAGUGGAAGCUCCGCAAGCCCAACAUUCUGGAACUCUAUCAUGGCCGUGACCUGCCUCUACAAGGCAAGCAGGGCGCACCAAGUGUCAUGCAGACAAUGGAGGAUGCACAUGGGUUUUCUGCAAGGUCAGGUCAUCGCUUGGAUGGGCACUAUGCCCGUGCCGUCAUUGAAGUCCUUGCACCAAACGGUCAAUGGACACUGCUCGAUAAUGAAGGGGUCUCUGGAGGCCACGACGUUCCCUCUUUGCCCGAGACAGUGAACGAUGAAGGUCCCAGGAACACAGGGAACACAGGGAACUCACCAGUCCCGCUGGACCCAAGCAACGAUGUAGUUGUACAUCCUCUUAGCGAUCGUGGGGCUUUAGAAUCGGCUUACCAUACCAAUUCAUGGGUAGCUGACCCCCAGUUAGGAGUCGAGGUCGCUUCAGAGACAGGUGCGCCGUCCAUUUCCAUGGAAAUCGAGCCCAAUAUCAUUGCCGAUGGCUCCGCAGCUCCAAUGGAAGUAAUCAACUACUCGUCCGUGGAUCCCUUCUUCGGCAGCGGCGAAGUUCCGCAAGCCUUUAGUCCUCCUAUCUUGCCGAUACAUCACCACGUCGCUUUUCUGGAAAAAUGUGCCGGGCAUACGGAGUUUCCGUUAACUCUCGCGAACAGAAAUUCAGAUCUGACAGCAGCCCGCCCGACCAGGAAUAGCCCGCCUGGCUCGUCAUUCCGUGUCUCCAUGUCAUCGUUCGAGGGACUGCCAUCUGAAUUCAAUUUCUCACUUUCGCCCACCAUGCAAGACUUUUCGUUUUCCCCCGCGGAAUCCAUUCAGAUGCCGUCCUAUUCCAUGCGGGAUGAAGAGUCCCCAUUCUUCCAACUCCAGCGUUCCAUCAUAACUACACGAGGCAGAGUCACAGAGUCUGAGGACCAUGGAAACGGGGAAGUCGAACCAGGCUUAAACCAAGCCUUAAUAUCUGCCCGUUCAGUCCAAACGCCCCAUCUAAAUGGUGCCAAGUCACUGCUCGAGGGUGCUUUGCAAAUCGUCCGGUUUAGUUCGACGCAGAAAGGAACACAGCCACCUGACAUCGCAGACGUGUUGGAUUGCAUGAAUUCGCUGCUUCCAGACAUGCCGGAAGUUUUGUAUCAAGGCAGCUCCGCAAGCAGUUCAGAACUCGCCACCGCCGAUGCCCUUUUUGAUUCGCCAUUCUAUAAGGUCCUUUUGUACUCUACCAUCAAUGGCUUCACCGGCCUUGCCAAUCUCAAUAUACCACCCACCUGGAUCCUGAAAAUGUUGAGAAGUGAGCAAAAAGUCAGUGCAUGCCUUUUUGAAUGCUUCAGAUCGAGCCCCUCGGUCAUUGCAAAGCCUCUUGCAGACAACCUUUUCGGAGCCGCCAUCGAAAGCAGUGAUGCGCAGGCCGUCGACAUCCUUCUGCAGAUUACGCGGGGUACGCCACAUGCGACAGACGUUAAUAAAGCAGUUUGUUACUUAGAAGGGGUGUGCUACACACCGAUCGGACUGGCGGUCAAGAUUUCAAGUCUCAAUGUCGUUGGAAUACUUCUGAAGGAUGGCGCCAAUCCCAACAGGAUUCUAGACAAGGAACUUGGCGACAGGAUGCAAAAGCCGUGUGUAGAUGGAGCACUCGGACCUGCUAUUAGAGGAUUCAGCAGCGAAAAUUCCGAUCCCAGACACAUGUCACUUGUGAGGGAACUUCUAGAUGCUGGCGCAAAGGUUGAAAAGCAGCAUAUUGAGUCUGCCCUGGUGGGACAUGCCGACGGAGCACUCUGUGAAGAGCUCGUUUCCCAUCUUUCACCGCCGGAGCAUUGCAUAUUUUUCGACCACUUUGAAACGGCCGACAAGGAAUGGCUAUAUGAUAACGCGUGUAUUUACCCGACGUAUUUCGUGCGCUCAUUACUCUCCGGUAUUGCACAGUACCUAGAGAAUAGCGUUGCAAUGCGGAUCGUCAAACACAUUUUCUUCAAAUACCAAGAACCAAAUAGCGAGCAACUUGAUUUUCACAAGAAAGUGACCACGCUGCAUAGUACUCUUGUCCAUGCAUCAUUUUCUGGUAAGCCGGAUCGAUACUGCAAAUUUCCUUAUUAUAUCGAUGACUUCAGCCCCGUACUCUCAACACCUCUGGCAGAAGCUAUCCGAUCGAGGAAACGCGACUUGAUGCUUCUGAAGAGAGUACCGAAUCUGCGAGAUUAUGAUUUGACCAAGGCGCUAGUUCUGGCUAUUCGUAAUGACAUGACAGACACGGCUUUGAUGUUGCUGGAAGCUGGGGUAACCGUCAAAUCUUCCGUCAAAUCUUCCAUCAAAUAUUCCAUCAAAUAUUCAAUCCGUACGGGUUCCCCUCAAAAACUUGAAGAUCCUUUGUUCGAGGCACUUCAACGACGAAAUAAAGCAGUUGUUAACGUCAUUCUUGAGUGCAAUGUCAAUAUUGAUGACAAUCACAUGAAGGCUGCUGUGUCAUGGGGGGACUUUACCAUUAUCAACGAUCUACUUUUCAUGCAAGCCCCGAUUGGUCAUGAAGCGGUUAUAGAAGUAGUCAAAUCCGGAAAUGAGGAUAUAUUGCUUCUCUUUCUCAAGCACGAAAAUUUCAAGGAAUGGCACCAUGCUGAAGUCUUUGCAGAGGCAGUGGAGUCAAGAAACACCACUAUGGUCAACCUUCUUCUCGAGUACGGAGCGGAUCCCAGCCGGGCUCUGAGUGCUGCGGUUAUAACUAGGAACCAUGAUAUGAUUCGAUUCUUGUUCUCCAAGGGUGCUGAUCCCGCAGAUGAGAUGGCAUUUGGGUAUGCUAUGGAACAUGACAGAGCUGCUUUUAGCAUCCUUUUCGAGACGUUCUCGGCAAAAUAUCCUCAAGGCCAAGCGGGAUUCGGUGCGCAACUGUUGAUGACUGCCAUUGAAAGGAAAGACGCCUUCGUACUCGGAAAUCUGCUGAAGGCACACAUGGACGUAAACGUCUUCAUCAAUCGGCAACGGUGCAUAAAUAUCGGCUGCAAAUUCGCCAACAAUGAAGUAACUCCAUUGGGCUUUGCCAUUAAGUACCUAAAAGGGGGAGAUCUCGACCUGGUGCAUAUGCUCCUUGAGUCCAGCUGCGACGCGAAUGGCAUUGUUUCCAAGUCACCGCUGGAGACAGCACUUCUGCUUGCGAUACAGACCAGGAAUCGGCAGCUAGUGGAGCUCCUCCUGAUACACAGAGCCGACGUGAACCUUCCCGCGCGGAGGGGGCUAAAACGCACUCCUCUGCAAAUGGCUUGCGAUAUUGGUAGCUUCGAAAUGGUUAAAUUCCUUUGGGAACGGGGAGCCCAUGUCAACGGCCCGGCAGCUUUUCGAGGCGGUGGGACUGCUCUGCAACUGGCGGCGGCUAGCGGAAGUAUCAAGAUCGUCCAGCUGCUUCUCAGAGAGGGCGCGGACGUUCGCGGACUCCACUCCAGUAAGAAGAGUUGGUCAGCUUUCGAGGCAGCUGCGGAAUAUGGACGACUAGAUAUGCUCAAAGUCGUGUGGGAUGCGGCAUGUCCUAGAAUCAGUAGAGACGAGGCCGGCUGGGCAUUGCUACUCGCUCGUAAUAAGGGUCACAGAGGAUGUGAGGAGUAUAUUGGUAACCUUGUACCUGGAGCAGUCGUGCCUGAAAUUUCCAGUCAAGACGAACCUUCUGGGGAACUAGAUCUUUUCACGACGGAUCUUUUCUAA